CUCUUCAUUCGAAAUCGUUUCAUAGUUUUCUUCAUUCACAGAUCAUAACUCCUCCUUUUCUUAAUCCACACGAACUCACCACCAAUCCAGAGAGACACAGAUUCAGAGAGAUGGAUUUUGAACUGAGAAGAGCGAGAGAGAAGCUAGAGAAAGAGCAGAAAGAGAGGAAAGAGAAAGCAAGAUUGAUACAGCAGAAGGAAAGAAAAGCCAAAGAAGACGCUCGGAAGCAAAGGGAAGCCAUCGAAGCUGCUCAAAGAUCUCGUCGUAUUGAUGCCGCUGAAGCCCAACUCAAGGCUGAACAACAGAUGCAAGAAAGCCUAAUUGCGGGGAGAGGAAUUGUGUUUUAUCGUUUACUAGAAGCUGUACCUUUUCAAGGCAGUGGAGAUAAGAUCAAACUGCCUCCUUCUUGCUUCACAGACUUGUCUGAUAACGGUGCUCUUGAUAAGGGACCCAUGUACUUUCAGCUGUCGUUGGUUCAUGUUGAAGGCGCUUCAGGCAUUGAAGGAGCUCACAAAGAGAAACAGGGGACCACCCAUUCAGGAGUUUUGGAAUUCACUGCAGAUGAAGGUUCAGUGGGUCUUCCUCCUCAUGUAUGGAACAACUUAUUUUCUGAAGUCUCUGUGAACUCUCCGUUAGUGGAAGUUCGUUAUGUUUGGCUUCCCAAAGGAACAUAUGCAAAACUUCAACCUGAAAGAGCAGGAUUUUCUGAUUUGCCAAAUCAUAAGGCUAUUCUCGAAACAAGUCUUCGACAGCAUGCUACUCUUUCUCAAGGUGACAUAUUAACAGUAAAUUAUGGAGAACUUGCCUACAAAUUAAGGGUGCUUGAUUUAAAACCUUCUACAAGUGUAUCUGUGUUAGAAACAGAUAUUGAAGUUGACAUAGUUGAUUCUGAUACAUCCUUAGAAAAGACAGAUCAGCAUGUUUUAAUUCCAAUUGUAUUUGGUAUGCCACAAAUUGGAACAGUAGAGGAAGGGAAGUUUGUGUAUUACAAAUUUUCAAUAGACAAUGGCACUUGGGAGAAAAUCUCUACUGGAAGUUCUAGUAUUGAGCUAAAAUUAGAAUCAGAGACAGAUGGGGGAGAUACUGAUCUUUUCAUUUCUAGACAUCCUCUCAUAUUUCCUACACGACACCAGCAUGAGUGGUCUUCACAUGAUAUUGGAUCAAAGACUUUGAUUCUUAGUUCCAAAGAUAAAAACUUAAGUGCUGAGACGUACAGCGUAGGUAUAUUUGGCUUUAGGGGAAUUGCUAAGUACAAACUAUCAGUCAUGAUCCAGGAUAAUCUCGACCAAAAAUUGGGUCAGCAAACAUCAUCUUCCAUUUCAUCUACGGAAACGGAUACAGAAAAAUGUAGGAAUUGCAAGCAUUACAUACCCACCAGGACGAUUGCACUGCAUGAAGCUUACUGUGUCAGGCAUAAUAUUGUCUGUCAGCAUGUAGGAUGUGGAGUUGUUCUAAGGAUUGAGGAGUCGAAGAACCACAUCCACUGUGACAGGUGUGGACAAGCUUUCCAGCAGGUAGAAUUGGAAAAGCACAUGAAAGUUUUUCAUGAGCCACUACGCUGCCCUUGUGGAAUAAUCCUUGAGAAAGAGCAAAUGGUGGAACACCAAGCUUCAGUUUGCCCCUUGCGGCUAAUUUCAUGCAGGUUUUGUGGUGACAUGGUUCAAGCUGGAAGUUCUGCCAUGGAGAUCCGUGACAGAAUGAGAGGAUUGUCUGAGCAUGAGAGCGUUUGUGGGUCUAGGACAGCCCCCUGUGAUUCUUGUGGACGUUCAGUGAUGCUGAAGGAUAUGGAUAUACACCAGGUUGCUGUUCAUCAAAAAAGUUAAUUCUCAUGUGUUAAGACCCUUAUUGUUGCUGGAGAGGAACUUGUGAAUAAAAAAUUCGGAUGUAUUAAGAUCCUUGUUGUUGUUGUUGUUUCUGGAGAGGAACUUGUGAAAUAUUGCAUUAAGGUGUAAUACAUAUAAAUUAAAAGAAACAGGAAGAUAGAUUGUGGAGCUGAAUGUUGUACUGUGGUAACCAUAUAUAUGAAAUUGUUGUUGAUCUUGUCA
Molecule: messenger RNA, 2045 nt
Organism: Lotus japonicus
Lineage: Eukaryota; Viridiplantae; Streptophyta; Magnoliopsida; Fabales; Fabaceae
Exons: 3
Coding region: 111-1823 (570 amino acids)
Cellular component (GO): VCP-NPL4-UFD1 AAA ATPase complex
Molecular function (GO): polyubiquitin modification-dependent protein binding
Source: RefSeq, a predicted model, not a curated record